Sinocyclocheilus grahami is the source of this 844-nucleotide messenger RNA. Its product is annotated as electrogenic sodium bicarbonate cotransporter 4-like. Bases 224 to 844 code for a protein of 206 amino acids. Gene Ontology annotation, cellular component: plasma membrane. Lineage: Eukaryota; Metazoa; Chordata; Actinopteri; Cypriniformes; Cyprinidae. The transcript is spliced from 5 exons. Gene Ontology annotation, biological process: transmembrane transport; monoatomic anion transport; bicarbonate transport. The record is from RefSeq and is a predicted model, not a curated record. Gene Ontology annotation, molecular function: solute:inorganic anion antiporter activity; sodium:bicarbonate symporter activity.
UUCUCUUUUUCGCCAUUUAUCCACCACACAACCCUUCCAUCAUUUGCCCUGUCUACAUUCCUCCCUCCUAUCCCUGACUUCUACCUUUUUCUCUGUGUUUGUCCCAUCUUCUCAGUUGAAUUUAACAGCUCUGGACUGGACUCAGCUGAGUAAGAAGGAGUGUGUGAAGUACGGAGGCUCACUGCUGGGAAAAUCCUGCAAGUAUGUUCCAGAUCUUGCUCUCAUGUCCUUCAUUUUGUUCUUCGGGACCUACACUAUGACUGUCACUCUGAAGAAGUUCAAAUUCAGUCGCUACUUUCCCACAAAGCUAAGGAAGUUGAUUAGUGACUUCUCCAUCUUCAUGUCUAUCAUGACGUUUGUGGGGCUGGACAUGCUAAUAGGUUUACAAACACCCAAACUCAUUGUGCCUACAGAUUUCAAGCCUACACGUGCCGGCAGGGGUUGGUUUGUGAUGCCAUUCGGAAAGAAUCCGUGGUGGGUUUACGUGGCAAGCUCCGUCCCCGCGCUUCUUGUCACCAUCCUCAUCUUCAUGGAUCAGCAGAUCAGUGCAGUCAUCGUCAACCGCAAGGAAAAUAAGUUAAAGAAAGGUUGUGGGUAUCACCUGGAUCUAUUGUGGGUGGGCGUUCUGAUGGUAGCCUGCUCUUUUAUGGGCCUGCCGUGGUAUGUGGCAGCCACUGUCAUUUCCAUCGCUCACAUCGACUCACUGAAGAUGGAGAGUGAGUCUAGUGCUCCAGGGGAACAGCCGCAGUUUCUAGGUGUGAGAGAACAAAGACUGACAGGAAUCCUGGUCUUUGUACUGACAGGAGUGUCUAUCUUCUUGGCCCCCAUCCUGCAGGUGAGCUAA